This is a messenger RNA of Sugiyamaella lignohabitans, 1995 nucleotides long. Its product is annotated as transcriptional activator xlnR. The coding region runs from base 1 to 1995 and encodes 664 amino acids. The record is from RefSeq and is a predicted model, not a curated record. Gene Ontology annotation, biological process: regulation of DNA-templated transcription; DNA-templated transcription. NCBI's taxonomy places the organism in Eukaryota, Fungi, Ascomycota, Dipodascomycetes, Dipodascales, Trichomonascaceae. Gene Ontology annotation, molecular function: zinc ion binding; DNA-binding transcription factor activity, RNA polymerase II-specific; DNA binding. The transcript has a single exon.
AUGGUAUCACCGGAUCUUACAUAUCCUAGUCAGAAUAGUAAAAGAGCGAGAAUCAGUCGGGCUUGCGAUCAAUGUCGAGCCUCCAGAACCAAGUGUGAUGGGGUGCAACCCUGUAAGAGAUGCUCAGCGCUUUCGAAAUCAUGUGAAUAUUUUUUACAGCGAAAAAAGCGUGGUAGAGGCAGUGAACUAUAUUCUUUCAAGCGCAAUAACCAUGAUAAUAGUGGUAAGAACCUACCAUUACCAGUGACGGAUAGUGUUGAAGGUUAUUCAUUUGAUGGCUACAAUGGAAAACCAAUGAAUAAUGUAGAUCAAACUUCCAAAAUCUCACAGGUACCUUUUGCAGGAGAGGUGGUUCCUGUUGAGUCGGUCAACCCUCACCUAAUGUCGGCUGCCUCGUCGUCUUUGCCAGUCACAGAUCUAGAUCUGUCUGGUCUAACUGAACCUGAUCAGGACUCUACUGAUAAACAUCCCUCGACUUAUUUAUUCGAUUUUUUGCCCACAAUGACUAGUCCAAGGUGGCUCAACAUGAGUACUUUAUUUCCGACCGAGUUAUUUGCUACAUCACACUCUCUUCGAAAUUUUUCAGAUACAACUAUACAAUAUCCUGUUUUACUCCCCAUACUGCCUGAUCUUGACUUUAUACAACCGGAACUCAUUAAUGACCUGAUAGAAGUAUAUUUUUCCAAUAGCGUUUAUGGAAUUGCCCCGAUAAUUAGAAAGUCUUCAUUGCUUUCUCACCACAAUCCUAGAAAGUGUACCCCUGCUUUACUGUUUUCUUUCCUCCUCGUAUCGGCACAUGCGACAGACCAUCCACUAAUAAAAUCCACGGCGUCUACCCGAGAGCAGAUUACUAGUCGAUUAAGUGAUUUAGUGAUUUCUCAUAUGAAGGCUCUACACUCCGGAGGAACACUAGAUGAUGUUAUAACUUAUAUUCACCUUGGAAUAUUAGCAUCAAUGUCUGAAUUCAAGGGCGCUGCCAUGAGAUGGUGGCAUGCUGCAUGGGGUUUAGCGCGGUUGUUGAAAUUUAAUCAGGAAUGUCCAGCUCUCGAUGAAGAAAAAAGGGAAGAGCAGAGAAGAACGUGGUGGUUAUUAUUUCUAACCGACAGGCAUCUUUCGCUGUGCUACAACCAGAUGCCCUCUACUUUAGACUCAGAGUCAUGCGACCUAUAUCUUCCGGUGAACGAAAAGCGAUGGAGCAGCGAUGAGCCACUAGUUCCUGCAGAAUCUGACACCAGUCGUCAGAAGGGACCCGUGUUUAAGGUUUAUGAUUCGGGACUGUUUGGAAUGUACUUGCCGUUGAUGACUUUGUUAGGCGGGAUUCUUGAUCUACAUUUCUUACAAAUGAAUCAAACCUUAGCUGUUAAUGAUGAUGUGCUUGAAAUGCUACGAACAAGAUUCUCUGCUCGGUUGAAUGAUUUUGAAACUUCAAUCGAAGUCUUUAGCUCCCAGAUUCCAGAUAAUGGGGUAGGGGCAUAUGUGAAGGCAUGGAAAGAGUACUGCCACUGUCUGGUUCAUAUAUUCCACAUACUUGUUCAGGGCUAUUUGGAUCCUAUCGACCUGUUAAAUUCUAUAGACGAUCUUAUUGGUACACCGGUAUUCAAAAAAUGUGUAGAUCAUGCCAUUGCGGCGGCUAAGUCCAUUGAUUCUGUUCUUAUUUUUGAUCCAGAUCUUCGUUUGAUCCCAUACUUUUUUGGAAUUCAACUCUUACAAGCAGGGUUUGUGUUGCUGUGUCUAGCCGACAAGUUGGGAACAGAAACCUCCAAAGAAGUCCGGGAUGCGUGUGAAACACUUGUUCAUGGUCAUGAGGUCUGCAUUGUGACUCUCAAUACAGAAUAUCAGCGUAAUUUUCGCUCAAUUCUCCGUAGCGCUAUUCGGCCAACUGUAUUACCGGGCAUGGAUGGCGUUACAACGGAGCUCGAUGAAGCGCGACACCGCCGACGUGAAGUUCUUGGACUCUACCGCUGGUGCUCAGGUGGUACUGGUUUAGCUAUUUGA